UCAGACAGACAAAGACAGUCAGUCUGGUCUGAUUGAGCCCAAAAGGGAGCAGGAAGCGGCGGGAGGGGCUUUUACUCUCCUUGGGGGUGUCCAGGGGAAGCGGGGGCUGGGCGCCUGGAGCACUGUGCACCCCCAGGACAUUCCCCCCCUUAUUUUAUUUUGCAGACCCCCCUAAAAAAAUAUAACACCACCCUCUUUGCUGUUCACAUUUGGGAGACACCCCCAACUUCUGCUCUUCAAUGGUCAAGUGGAGGGGAAGCACCCAGCACCCAAAGAAUGGUAACUAAUGCUGAAGACCUCCAAGAGGCUUUCUGACUUCCUCUCCCCAUGUAAAGUAUGCUGAGAACUUUUCCAGUGGUUCUGCUGGAAACCAUGUUUCACUACACCGACGAACCCAGAUUCACCAUAGAGCAGAUCGACCUGCUUCAGCGUUUGCGGCGCACCGGGAUGACGCGUCACGAGAUCCUCCACGCCUUGGAAACCUUCGACCGCCUCGACCAGGAGCACAGCGACAAAUUUGGCCGGCGGUCCGCCUACGGGGGCGGCAGCUGCAGCAACAGCACCACCACCAACGUGCCGGCGUCCUCCUCCACGGCCACGGCUUCCACGCAGACCCAGCACUCUGGGAUGUCCCCGUCGCCUAGCAAUAGUUACGACACCUCCCCGCAGCCUUGCACUACCAAUCAGAACGGGAGGGAGAGUAACGAGAGGUUGUCCGCCUUCAACGGGAAGAUGUCGCCCACGCGUUACCCGCUGGCCAACAGCAUGGCCCAAAGGUCGUACAGCUUCGAGGCCUCCGAGGAGGACUUGGACGUGGAUGACAAAGUGGAAGAGCUGAUGAGGAGGGACAGCAGCGUGAUAAAAGAAGAAAUCAAAGGCUUCCUGGCCAACCGGAGAAUUUCGCAAGCCGUCGUUGCGCAGGUAACAGGUAUCAGUCAGAGUCGGAUCUCCCACUGGCUGUUGCAACAGGGAUCGGACCUGAGCGAGCAAAAGAAACGGGCCUUUUACCGAUGGUACCAGCUUGAGAAAACAAAUCCCGGGGCUACGUUAAGCAUGAGGCCGGCCCCCAUCCCAGUAGAAGAACCAGAAUGGAGGCAGACGCCUCCACCUGUCACAGCUACCUCCGGGACCUUUCGCUUGAGGCGGGGCAGCCGUUUCACCUGGAGAAAGGAAUGUCUGGCUGUCAUGGAAAGCUACUUCAACGAGAAUCAAUACCCUGAUGAGGCCAAGAGGGAAGAAAUUGCAAAUGCCUGUAAUGCAGUCAUUCAAAAGCCAGGGAAGAAGCUGUCGGACUUGGAGCGAGUCACCUCCCUCAAAGUGUACAACUGGUUUGCCAACAGAAGGAAGGAAAUCAAGAGACGAGCCAAUAUCGAAGCAGCAAUCCUGGAGAGUCAUGGGAUAGAUGUACAAAGCCCCGGAGGCCACUCCAACAGUGACGACGUAGACGGGAAUGAUUACUCAGAGCAGGACUCUUGGCAAAUACGGAAUGGGGAGGAGGAGGGACGAUGUACAGAGGGAGGCAGAGAAGCGGAGAAGUUAGAAGAAGACAGGAGGAGCUCCUCAAAACAAGAUGACAGCACUAGCCAUAGCGACCACCAAGACCCUAUCUCACUAGCCGUGGAGAUGGCUGCAGUAAACCACACCAUCCUGGCUUUGGCCCGCCAAGGAACCAACGAGAUCAAAACAGAGGCCCUGGACGACGACUGAUGAAGCGACAGAGGGGGGGAGGGGCUCCCAAUCCGAGAAAGUAACUUAGUUUUAGACGUAGCACCUUAGCAGCCUUUCCCCCGGUCCCCUAAUAUGUGUUCUUCUUACAGUAUAACUUUGCAGUCUCUUGUACGUCAAGUUCGCCGUUUAGGGUCUUGUCCUGUGAAGAUGGCAUGGUGCCCUCUGAGUCUGCGUGUAAACGCUCAGUAUUAACUCCCCGUCAAAUAAUUAACCAAACCAACUGACCUCCCUCUCCCAGCGCUGCGCCCCGUCCCCCCCGUCCCCUCCCACGCCCCCAGCUAGAUGAAAACCUUUGCUGCUGUGUCUUUCGCAUUCCAUCAACGUGCUUCCAGGUGUUGUGGUAGGCGGCAGCCCGCAAUUCCAAGCCUUAGGCUAAAUCUGUGGUUUUUUUUAAAAAAACAAACCCCCAGCUCACACCGCACCCUUGGAUUCCUGCUCCAACUGCCGGCCUUAACGCUUCCCCCCCCCCCCCCGUUCCGAGACCGAAAGAAGACGAACGGAGGUAGCGGGUCUCCAAGGAUGUUAGAGCUGCCGUACUGGGCUGGCGGAGAAGGACGAGGAUCACGCUUGGUUGUGUUCCAACGUCUGGUUGCCAGGUGCCUCUCUUGGCCAUAAAGUGACAGGUUCCGUCCCGUUUUUCUUUGUGAUCGGUGCUGUUGUCGGGAAUACGGGGAGGGUGUCCGCCAUCUUGGUUCCGUUGGUGCCCACUGCUCAAGAUAUACAACCCAGCCUUUCUCUUUCCUUUGCAAGCAGUGUGAUGUGAGACAUAAACGAUUUUAUUUUUUUUAAGGUGAAGUCUCCUGUGUGAGCCCAAAGUUGCCCUCCAACAGUAAAGGGUGUCACAAAAAUCCUCAGCCGUGGCUCCGCUUCCUUCCACUGGGCUUCCAUUGGCACUGAGGUGGUUGGCGAGAGAUUCUUCUGCAGUAGGCUGUGAUUGGAUCAAUCACAGGGCGCUCCUAUACGCAUCUACUGAGAAGUAAGCCGUACUGAGUUCAGUGGGACUUACACCCAGGUAAGUGUGUGUAGGAUUUCUGCCUCACCCAACGCUGAGACCUACCCUCAGGUUAGGUAUGUCUAAGACGGUGUCUCAUGCAGAAAGAUGGGCGUGGGCUUGUGGAGUGGGCUGGAGGGUGGGAUGUUCUCUCUUUUUCUCUCAGGCUGUGUUC
Elgaria multicarinata webbii is the source of this 2894-nucleotide messenger RNA. RefSeq names its product homeobox containing 1 (gene HMBOX1). The coding region runs from base 337 to 1707 and encodes 456 amino acids. Gene Ontology annotation, biological process: positive regulation of DNA-templated transcription. The record is from RefSeq and is a predicted model, not a curated record. Gene Ontology annotation, cellular component: nucleus. The transcript is spliced from 11 exons. NCBI's taxonomy places the organism in Eukaryota, Metazoa, Chordata, Lepidosauria, Squamata, Anguidae. Gene Ontology annotation, molecular function: double-stranded telomeric DNA binding.